AUGGCUUCAUCCCCGCCCCGCCGCGCCAGCCUGCUCACCACCCACCUCGCCUCGGAAGACCUGUCGCUCACGGCGUUGGCAGCAGCCAGCAGGAGGGCCAGCCGCUACAGCAGCGCCGCCAGCGCCAGCAGCGCCGCCUCCAGCGCGCGCUCUUCCGGCGGCGGAGGAGAUGGCAGCAGUGGGGGCAGGGCGCAGGGCACAGGCGAUGCAGCAGCCGCUCUGCCAGCCGCAGAAAACGAUGCGUACAGCAGCUAUGCCGCAGACUUUGAGUCUGAGAGCCAGAGCGGCGGCAGCGGGGCGACCUGCAUGGGCGGCGCAUCCCACCCGGCAGCCGAGGGUCCCACGCCCCAGCCGGCAGCAGCCAGUGUGCCGCCGCCGCAGCGGCAGGCGGCCAGGCUCAACAGCGGAGAGCUUGCGGUGCUGCGUGAGAGCAUCCUGGAGCUGCAGCUGGGUGCAGGGGCUGAGGCUGGCGUGCCGGGCGGCGGCAGGCUGUCCGGGGCUGCCCCGUUCCUGGAUGAUGCCGCUACUGGUGGUGCUGGCGGCGUGCUUCAAGAGAUUCCCGACCAAGUGGUGCUUCAGGAGCUGAGCAGCCGCUUGAGCCGGCUGGACAGCCAGAAGCGGCGGGUGCUGCUGGAAGUGCUCAGCAAGCUGGAUGUGGCGGCAGGCGGAGGCGCCGAGGGGGCAGCCGAAGCCGAGCCCGGAGGCGACACGGCGGGGCAGCUGAUCGCAGACUCUCUGGCUGGCAGCAGGCGGGCCAGUGAAAUGGGCCUGGCGGCGGUUCUUUCACCUGGCAGGGAAGAGGGAGGACCAGACGCAGAUGCAGAAGGCGUCGCUGCAGGCGUGCCGGCAGCAGCCGCGCCUGCCGAUGCUGCAGGUUCUGAGGAGGAACAGCAGCAGCAGCAGCCGCAGCAGCACUCCCCUAGCAAGGGCCUCCUGGGCAAGCUUGCUGCUCUCAGGCUGGGCCGCACAAGCGGGCUUGCCAACAAGGCAGUUGUUGCUGCCGCCGCCGCUGUGGUCAGCGAGAGCAGCAGCGGUGAUGGCGCCAGCCAGUUCCAGCGCUGGGACCAUGGAGGUGCGCCUGUGGUGGCGGCUGCAGGGGAGCCGCCGCCAUUGCCUGCGGGGACUGGCAGGCAGACCUCCCCGCCGCGGCAGCAGCAGGCGGUGCAGGCUGGCAGCGCGGGCCACAAGCUGCAGAGCAUGGUGCAGCAGCGGCAGCGGGAGCGCAGCCGGCUGUCGCUGGACGGGCGGCAUGCUGCGCAGCAGGCGCAGCAGGCGGCCCAGCUGCCUGCCGCUCACGGGGGCGGCGGGAGCGAAAGGAGUGGCGGCGCGUCUCCAGGCGAUGCCCUGUCGGUGUUUCAGGAUGAGGACUCCCCACCCAGCCUGGCCGCCUCGCCCACGGUGCUGGCGCUGGGGGCAUGGCAGCUGCUGCCAGAUGCGUUGGACGUCGCAACCAGCGACCAGGCAUCAGGCGCCAGCUCGCGAGCUGCAGGCGCCGGCAGCGGCGGCAGCCGCAGCGGCGGCGGCAGCGCUGGGUUCCUGAUUCCGUGCUGCCCCGCCGGGCGAGUGCUGGAGCUGCGUAUCAGCAGCACCUGGGGCGACCAGCACUAUGUCGGCCUGGCAGGCAUCGAGCUGUUUGAUGCCAGCGGCCAGCCCAUCUCAGUCAGGGACCCUCGCCGCCAGGUCAGCGCCACCCCCCACAGCAUCAACGUGCUGCCUGAGUACGGCAGCGACCCACGCACCCCAGACAAGCUGCUGGAUGGCGUGUGCAUGACAUGUGACGAUGCCCACGUGUGGCUGGUGCCCUUCACCCCCGGCGCCCUGCACGUCGUCAGCGUGGCGCUGGAUGCGCCCUGCUCCUUGGGGGCGGUCCGCGUGUGGAACUUCAACAAGAGCCGCAUCCACUCCCUGCGGGGCGCCAGGCAUGUUGAGCUUGCGCUGGAUGGCGGCGUGAUCUUCCGUGGCGACCUGCGGCAGGCGCCCGGCAGCGUGUCAGAGGCGUACCAGCAUGCCGAGCUCAUCCUGUUCACCGAUGACCAAGCAGCGCUGGCAGCCAUCGAGCAGUACGAUGUGCGGUACAGCCGCCAGCUGGCAGCCUCGCCAGCCGGGCCAGACGGCGGCAGGGCCAGCGUGCUGGGUGGCGGCGGCGGCCCAGAGGCCCCGCACCUCGACUUAGUGACUGCAAGCUCGCUGGUGCCGCUGACGGCCCGAGGCCAGCUGGAGCGCACCGCCACGCUGUGCCUGCUGCCCCAGGGCCCUGUCCCCACCGGCAGGCACCAGCUCGUGUCUGGCGGCCGCCCACUGACCGCAGCCUUCAGCACAAGCCCCGAGGCAGCAGCAGCCGCGGCCGCGCCACGAGCGCCUGCCCCGGAGCGGCGCCUGUCGCUCGCCAGCUCCCGAAGCAGCUCCACCGGCGCCGCUUCCGCCGCCGCCAGCGCGCUGAUAUGCUGCCAGGAGCUGGCUCUGGUGCUGCUGGACACCUGGGGGGACAGCCACUUUGUGGGCUUGUCAGGGCUGCAGGUGCUGGGAGGCGACGGCCAGCCGCUGCCGGUGGCGGCCAGCAGGGUGGCGGCAGACCCGCCAGACCUCAACGUCUUCCCCGGCCACUCGGGCGACGUGCGCACAGCUGACAAGCUGGUGGAUGGGACGAACAACACGACAGAUGACGCGCACAUGUGGCUGGCGCCCGUGCGGCGCCAGCUCAGCGCUGCCGUGGCGGCCGCCUGCCAGCGACACCGCCGCGGCCUGGACCGUGGGACGUUCCCCGAGGCAGCCCGCCCCCACAACCUGCUGGUGCUCAGCCUGGAGGGUGCCUGCGCGGUGUCUGGCCUUCGUGUGUGGAACUACAACAAGAGUGCGGCAGACACGGCGCGGGGCGUGAAGCGCAUGGUUGUGCUGGCGGAUGGCGUGGAGGUGUCGCCGCCUGGCGGUGUGCUGGUGCGCCGCGCCCCCGGCACAGAUGCCUUCGACUUUGGCCAACUCAUCCCGCUGCACACCUGCUGGUCAGCCGGCGGCAGCGGCGCCAGGGCGGGGCGCAAGCGCACCACGGUGCAGCACGGCCCCGGCCCAGGGCAGCCCGCAGCCGGCCAGCGGGCAGCGGCGCUCAGCAAGGCGGCGGGCCCAGGUGCCGCACUGGUGCAGCAGCCUGGAGAGAACUUUGGGACUGCCCUGCCCUGCGGCUUCAGCCUGCGGCUGGUGAUGCUCACGACCUGGGGCUGCCCGCACUACAUUGGCCUGAGCGGGAUCGAGGUACGUGAUGCGGUACGUGGGGCAGUACGCAUCCGCCCCGACCAAGUCCAUGCGGUGCCCACCAGCGUGGCGAUCCUGCCUGGGAUGGCGGCGGAUGUGCGCACCCCGGAUAAGCUGGUUGAUGGGGUCACCAGGGUGUGGAACUAUGGCAAGACUCCCAGCCGCGGGGUGCAGGAGCUGGAGUGCUACCUGGAUGAGCAGCUCGUGUGGAAGGGCGUGCUGCAGCGCGCCCCCGCGGCGCUGUCGGCCGUCGAGGACUUCUCGCAGGUGCUGUGCUUCAGCGAGGAGGCGGCGCAGGAGGCGGCGGCGGCGGCCCGGCGGCGUGCCGUCCUGAGGAGGCCGGGGGCGGUGGCUCGGGGCUCUUCCACAGGGGCCCGGGCAUCUGGCACGGGCAGCCUGUCCGGCGCGCCACUGGGAGCAGAGGGGGUGGAGGAGUGGUGCCAGCGGCAGGAGGCUGUGGUGCUGGUGAACGAUGGCCAGUUUGUGGCCUUCCCGCCAGACCGCGGCAGCGGCGGCGGCGGGGCCGUCACCGCGCGGCCAAUCACCGCUGUGGUGGCGGCAUGA
This is a messenger RNA of Chlorella variabilis, 3810 nucleotides long. RefSeq lists its product as hypothetical. The record is from RefSeq and is a predicted model, not a curated record. The transcript has 13 exons. The coding region runs from base 1 to 3810 and encodes 1269 amino acids. Lineage: Eukaryota; Viridiplantae; Chlorophyta; Trebouxiophyceae; Chlorellales; Chlorellaceae.